AUGGCAACCACUUCAAAAUCAAUAGCUAUAUUUGGAGGUAAUGGUUUUCUAGGUAGAAAAAUAUGUGAAGUAGGAAUAAGUAGAGGUUAUGACGUUACAUCAUAUUCAAGAUCAGGUAAACCACCACAAGCAGUUCUUAAUCCAACAACAAAAGAAGAACCACGAUGGGUUCAAAAAGUGAAAUGGGAAAAAGUUGAUAUAUUCCAACCACAAGAAAUUAAAUCACAAUUGAAAAAAUAUGAUACUAUAGUUCAUUCAAUAGGAAUGUUAUUUGAAGAUAUAUCAUAUAAAAAAUCAAUGAAUUCUUCUACAUCAAAUUUUAUGGCAUUUGGAGAUUUUACAAGAAUGAUUAAUUCGAUAAUGGGAUCGAAUCCAAUGCAAAAAGAUAAAAAAAAUAUGAGUUAUGAAACUGUUCAAAGAGAUUCUGCUGUUAUGAUUGCUGAUGAAUACAUUAAAGCUAGAGAAUCUGUCAUAACUACAAAAGAUAACGAACCUGUUGGAAAUUAUGUAUAUAUAUCAGCUGAUAAAAACCCACCUAUUAUACCGGAACGUUAUAUUAUUACCAAAAGAGAAGCAGAAUUUGAAUUAUCAAAUAAACCACAUUUAAGAAAUAUAAUUAUGAGACCUAGUGCAAUGUAUGAUGAAACUCAUAAUUUAGGAAUGACUAAAAGAGAUAUAAUAAUGAAAGGAUUAAGAUUUAGUGUUGGUUUGAAAAACUCAGUGUUGGGUCAUAAUUUUUUGUCAAAUUUAGUGAGACCGGUCGUAAGUACUACACAAGUUGCUGAAGCUUUGUAUGAUAAAUUAGAACAACCUGGGUUUCAAGGCGUUGUUCCUGUUGAAUUCAUUGAAAAAGAACCAAAUUGA
Lodderomyces jiufengensis is the source of this 864-nucleotide messenger RNA. Its product is annotated as ubiquinone biosynthesis protein. NCBI's taxonomy places the organism in Eukaryota, Fungi, Ascomycota, Pichiomycetes, Serinales, Debaryomycetaceae. Gene Ontology annotation, cellular component: mitochondrion. Gene Ontology annotation, molecular function: protein-containing complex binding. The transcript has a single exon. The record is from RefSeq and is a predicted model, not a curated record. Bases 1 to 864 code for a protein of 287 amino acids.